AUGGCUGAAGACAAUCCAGAACUGCAACAUGCGUUGCAGGAGCUUGACAGAGAACUCGAGGCUGAGGAGAUUACUGUAAAGGGAUACGAGAAGCGGCGCACCCUUCUAUUUUCGCAGUUUCUCGGACCCGGUCACAAUGGGCUCCAGGCGCCGAGCGUUACCAUUCAAGGUCCCGGAGGUCAGACCGAUGACUACUCUGGAAGGUAUCCAGACGUCGGGAGUGAUAGCUCGUCAGGUAUUGCUAGACAGAGAACGCCUUCACUCCAACUUCCCCUUCGCGCCGCAUCCAGAGCGUCGGUAGAUUCUCUUUUCCUUCCCAAAACGAGCCAGAGCAAUACACUAGACGUUAGCCAUGAAGACUCGAGAACAGCAACAUUGAUGAGCCAAAGCUAUGCCUUCAAUCCAAAUAAUCAGUAUGACCAUAUGGGUCAAGCGGCCGAUCCUUACGAUGGCGGCGUCUACGAUCCAGACGGAGGUCCAACUCGUCAGUCGACGCUACUCGAUUCGCAAGCCUACUUUCAGGAUUUCGCUGGACAUCAGAAUGAAGAUUAUAGGAAUAGUUAUGGAGGCGGGUAUCAUCGAUAUUCCCAGUCUGAUGCAUUUUCGCCGACAGCGAACAUGGCGCCUCCGUUAAUGCCAGCCUCGGAAAUUGCACCGGGAAGCAUGCUUGGUCACCUUCUCCCUCUAGAGCCACGAGAAAUACCUAAUUCCGUCUACGACCCGCACGAUCCCAAUACCAUGAUGUCCAAGUUCGAUAAUCUGCCGGCAGUCCUUAGACAUCGCGCCAAGACACAAUCGAAACAACCGGCCUACUGGGUCUUAGAUCAGAAAGGCAAAGAGAUUGCAUCUAUCACUUGGGACAAACUAGCAAGUCGGGCGGAAAAGGUUGCCCAAAUCAUACGCGACAAGAGCAGUUUAUACCGCGGCGAUCGUGUGGCACUGAUCUACCGUGAUACCGAGAUUAUCGAAUUUGCUGUGGCUUUGAUGGGUUGUUUCAUCGCCGGAGUGGUGGCCGUCCCCAUCAAUAACGUAGAUGACUACACAAGCCUUAAUGUCAUCCUCACAUCGACGCAAGCCCAUCUUGCUUUGACCACAGAGAACAAUCUGAAAAACUUCCAAAGGGAUAUCACAACUCAGAAGCUGCAAUGGCCAAGAGGUGUUGAAUGGUGGAAGACAAACGAAUUUGGGAGCUACCACCCCAAGAAAAAAGAAGAUGUCCCGCCUUUGAUUGUGCCUGACCUUGCUUAUAUUGAGUUCUCACGAGCACCAACCGGAGACUUGCGUGGGGUUGUCAUGAGCCAUCGGACAAUCAUGCACCAGAUGGCCUGCCUUAGUGCCAUCGUGGCUACCGUGCCCGGCUCUAAAUCUGCUGCACAGCCUAGAAGCAUUGGAAUGAUUUUAGGUGUCUUGUUGACUGUUUACGGUGGACACACAACGGUAUAUCUAGAGGCACAAGCAGUGGAGACCCCCGGUCUUUACGCUCAUCUCGUCACAAAGUACAGGGCUACUGUCAUGGCUGCCGACUAUCCGGGCCUGAAGCGCGUCGCAUACAACUAUCAGCAAGAGCCGCUAGUCACUCGGCACUUCAAAAAGAAUGUCGAGCCCAACUUCUCGAGUGUGAAGCUUUGUCUGAUUGAUACACUCACAGUCGAUUCUGAGUUUCAUGAAAUUCUAGCAGAUAGAUGGCUACGACCCAUGCGAAAUCCGCGUGCGCGGGAAAUAGUCGCUCCAAUGUUAUGUCUGCCUGAGCACGGAGGCAUGGUAAUCAGUGUCCGAGAUUGGUUGGGAGGUGAGGAGAGAAUGGGAUGCCCAUUGACCCAUCCUCUGGAUCCCGCGGAGCCAGAGCUGAAAGAAACUGAGAUAAAAAAGACUGAUACCAAUGACGGAUUCGGCAGCAGUUUGAUUGGAGGGACUCCAGUAACUGCUCCUAAGAAGAAAGCCACAAAUGAUCUGGCAGAAGUUCUACUUGAUAAGGAAGCGCUGAAAUCUAACGAGGUUGUUGUAUUAGCCAUGGGAGAACAGGCGAGAAAGCUUGCUGAGACUCGUCCAAAUAGUGUGCUCGUGGGUGCAUUUGGAUAUCCGUUACCCGACGCUACUCUUGCAAUCGUUGAUCCCGAAACUAAUCUGCUAUGCACCCCAAAUGUCGUUGGAGAAAUCUGGGUUGACUCACCGUCUUUGUCUGGUGGAUUCUGGGCGUUGCCGAAACAUACAGAAACCAUCUUCCACGCCCGGCCCUACAAGUUCGAGGUCGGAAACCCUACUCCUGUCCUAGUAGAGCCGGAGUUCCUUCGAACUGGUCUUCUAGGCUGUGUUAUUGAAGGGAAAAUAUUCGUCCUUGGCCUAUAUGAAGAUAGGCUUAGGCAGAAGGUUGAAUGGGUGGAACAUGGUCAAGAGAUUGUUGAGCAUCGUUACUUCUUCGUGCAGCAUUUGAUUAUAAGUAUUAUGAGAAAUGUGCCAAAGGUUAACGAUUGCUCUGCGUUCGAUGUCUUUGUUAAUGAGGAGCAUUUACCUAUUGUUGUUUUGGAGUCAUACACCGCUUCAACUGCGCCGACAACUUCCGGUGGCCCACCGCGACAGUUAGAUGUGGCACUCCUCGAAUCACUGGCAGAGCGUUGCAUAGAAGUCCUCUACCAGGAACAUCAUCUCCGUGUCUACUGCGUUAUGAUUACUGCUCCAAACACUCUUCCUCGCGUCACUAAAAACGGCAGACGAGAGAUUGGAAACAUGCUAUGUCGGAAGGAGUUUGACAACGGCACUCUUCCCUGUGUGCAUGUCAAGUUUGGAGCUGAACGUGCUGUGAUGAACCUGCCGCUCGGUAUAGACCCCGUUGGUGGUAUGUGGUCACCAAUGUCGUCAAAUUCCAGGCAAGAGAUUCUGGCUAUGGAAGAGAAACAAUAUUCUGGGGUAGACUAUCGAGACAUUGUUAUGGACGAUAGGACUUCCACGCCACUUAACAAUUUUACAAACAUCGUCGAUCUAGUCCAAUGGCGUGUCACGCGCCAAGCGGAAGAGCUAUGUUACUGCUCCAUAGAUGGUCGUGGCAAAGAAAGCAAAGGUGUCACAUGGAAAAAGUUCGAUACCAAAAUAGCUGCUGUGGCUUCAUAUCUCAAGAACAAAGUCAAAGUCAAGCCAGGCGAUCACUUGGUGUUGAUGUAUACUCAUUCAGAAGAGUAUGUCUUUGCAGUCCAUGCUUGUUUAUGUCUCGGCGCAAUUGCAAUUCCUAUGGCACCGAUUGAUCAGAAUCGAUUACCGGAAGAUGCGCCGGCUUUUCUCCAUGUUGUGUCAGACUUCAAGGUCAAAGCAAUACUUGUUAAUACCGAUGUCGAUCACGUCAUGAAACAGAAGCUUGUUUCUCAACACAUCAAACAGUCCGCACAAGUUCUCCGUAUCGGGGUACCGGCUAUUUACAACACUACUAAGCCACCAAAGCAGUCGCAUGGCUGCCGCGAUCUUGGAUUUACCAUGAACAAAACAUGGCUACAGGAGAAUCAUCCCGCUGUUAUUUGGACUCAUUGGACCGCCGACCAGAGACGUAUAUCAGUGCAACUGAAUCAUGACACAUUGAUGGCGAUGUGUAAAGUUCAAAAAGAGACAUGUCAAAUGACAAGUGCAAGACCAGUUUUGGGAAGUGUUCGAAGUACCGUUGGCUUAGGGUUUCUACACACCUGUCUCCUCGGAGUUUAUGUUGGUGCUCCGACAUAUCUCGUGUCACCGGUCGAUUUUGCACAGAACCCCGCAUCAUUGUUUGUCGCUUUGGCACGAUAUAAGAUCAAGGAUACAUAUGCCACUGGUCAGAUGUUGGAGUAUGCUAUGAGUGCCAUGCCUGGAAAGGGAUUCCAGCUCCAAGAGCUCAAGAAUCUGAUGAUUGCCACAGACGGCAGGCCGAAGGUUGAUAUGUACCAGAAGGUUCGACUACACUUCGCAGCCACCGCUUUGGACCGAACGGCAAUCAAUACGAUAUACUCUCAUGUUCUCAAUCCAAUGGUUGCUUCCCGAUCUUACAUGUGCAUUGAGCCUAUCGAAUUAUGGCUCGAUUUGCGGGCACUUCGACGGGGKAUGGUGUAUCCCGUUGAUCCAGAUCUUGACCCAACUGCUCUGCGUCUGCAAGAUUCCGGUAUGGUUCCAGUCAAUACACAGCUUGCAAUUGUAAACCCAGAAACUUGCACUUUGUGCCGUGUGGGUGAGUACGGCGAGAUCUGGAUUCAGUCCGACGCAUGCGCAAAGGCCUUUUACGGCAGCAAACAGGAAUUCGAUCUCGAGCGUUUCAACGGCAGGGKUUUUGACGGUGACACCUCUGUACAAUAUGUGCGCACUGGUGAUAUUGGCUUCCUUCACACAGUAACGCGGCCAAUUGGUCCAGGUGGUCAGCCUGUCGAGAUGCAAGUCUUGUUUGUUCUCGGCGGUAUUGGAGAAACGUUCGAGAUCAAUGGGCUUAACCACUUCCCUGCUGAUAUUGAGUCAUCUGUGGAGAAAUGCCAUCGCAACAUUGUUCCGGGUGGUUGUGCCGUCUUCCAAGCUGGUGGACUUGUUGUUGUGCUUGUUGAGGUUACGAGGAAGUCUUAUCUGGCCUCUCUGGUCCCUGUUAUUGUCAAUUCUGUUCUCAAUGAUCAUCAGAUUGUCAUAGAUAUCGUGGCCUUCGUCUCCUAUGGCGACUUUCCACGAUCUCGACUUGGAGAAAAACAACGUGGAAAGAUUCUUGGCUCAUGGGUGACACGAAAGAUGCGCACGAUAGCUCAAUUCAGUAUUCGCGAUGCCGACGGAGCUGACCCCCAAAUGCUCCAGAGCCGCAUGAGCAGAGGAUCCAAGACGGGCAGCAUUAUGGGAGGCAGCAGUCUUCGAAGAUCGACGCUUGUCCCUGAUAGUGAUUCUAGCACGCGGGUAGCUCCGACACCGGGACAAGAAAGACGCGAACUUGUUGAUGAACCGUACACAAUGCAAGAAGACGAGGAGGAAAAGCACUACCAAGAUCUACUCAACGAUCCUCAAUACAGAGCAAAUAAUGAUGGUUCCCGUGGAAACCAAGAACAAUCGACACCCCAGCCUUUGUCCAUCGACACGCACCAAGGCUAUGAAGGGGAGAAGAACCCGACACCAGUCUUGAGUCCAGAUGCCGGCUUUGAUUUUGGAGAGAGUUUCGGUCAGACAGGCUACAAUGAGGGUUUACGGGUUCAUGAAGCCUCUCCUGUAAGAAAUGUACCAUCCGUCGCAGUAGCGCCCCCGUCAACAUCUGGGUCCCAAGAUUCGAGAGUCUCGCAUGCCAGCCCUCCACGUGGUGCGCCAAAUGAUACAAGCCGACAACAACAAUAUAGCAGAGGUCCACAAGUUACAAGUUCGACCGAGAAUCAAUCGUGGCUCGACACCUCGCGUCGACCAAUAUCCGCUGAGGAAUGGCCGCAGGAGGCGCUUCUCUAUCAGUCGCAUUAUGAUGGACAGGGCUCUAAUGGACAUCCCGGAAAGGAUAAUGGCAACUUCAAUGCUUUUUAG
Talaromyces amestolkiae is the source of this 5484-nucleotide messenger RNA. RefSeq lists its product as uncharacterized. Lineage: Eukaryota; Fungi; Ascomycota; Eurotiomycetes; Eurotiales; Trichocomaceae. The transcript is spliced from 8 exons. The record is from RefSeq and is a predicted model, not a curated record. The coding region runs from base 1 to 5484 and encodes 1827 amino acids. Gene Ontology annotation, cellular component: cytosol.